UAAAGGGGAAACAGGCUCACAGAGGCAGGGACUUUUCUCUCUCUAUACACAGUGCUGGACUUCAGUGUAUGUUUACAGUGCGUGUUUCCUCAGCAUGUUUUUGCACGGCCAACCAAGUCUUAAAGGAGCUCCAGGAUCACUGUAAGGCUCUCAGGACGGGACUGUUGAAUUUGACAGAUCACGGUGGGAAGGAGAAUCAAUGCCUAAAGAAGGAGCAGUCUGAGUCGGCUGCAGCCAUGACCAUGUCUGAGAUCAAGGAUCUAACUUUGUGAUAACUGCCUAGGAACACCUUUACCUUCUUUAGCAUAAAAAAGUGGACUUUUUCUUCCUGACUGCAACUUCAGGCAUUGCUGUGGAAACACCAGUGUAAUGUCAAUCCUGAAAAACAUGACUACAAAUAGAACCAUUGAUCACUGCAAGGUACCCAAUCCAACCACAUAUGAAACCUUCUCCUGGCUGAUGAUUGGAGAGUUUGCGCUGGGUCUGCCUCUCAACCUGUCGGUCCUCUACGUCUUCAUCUUCAGGUUCAAGUUCUGGAAGAACAAAAGCAUCUUCCUGUUCAAUAUUGUUGUUGCUGAUUUCCUGCUGGUGGCCUGUCUUCCUGCCAAGGCAUACCACUUCCGACAUGGCAUGAGACGCAGUAGGAACCAAUCGGUGUGUAAGCUGAUGCUCUUCAUGCUGUUUCUCAACCGCGGGGCCAGCAUCGCCUUCCUCAUCACCCUGUCCCUUGAUCGCUACUUCAAUGUGGUGCAUCUGGGACGGAGGAACUUUGUCAAAGUGUUGAAGAAAUCCCCCCAAAUCUCCAUCAUCAUCUGGCUUCUCUUGCUGCCCUUCACCAUCCCCACCAUGGUUCAGACAUUUGAGUGCUGCAACAGCCACGGCAGAGAGGUGGAGACUAUUUAUCACGAUGUGACGGACACCUUCAGAGAGGUGGUCUUCUUCACCCAGAUCAUCAUCCCCUUCAUCAUCCUCGUGUACUGCACCGUGCGCAUCGUGAACCGACUGAGGAAGAAGACAGUGGGGGAAAAGACAAAACUGAGGAGGGCCGUGUGGGUGGUCAUGUCUGUCGUAGUUGUCUUCUCCAUCUGUUUCCUGCCUUGCACCGUGGCCCGAGCAGUGCUGCUAGGCUUCAGGCUGAUGAAAAUGCAAAAGGAGGAGAACAUAGCAGUUCAGGUCUAUGAUGGCCUCAUGGUGUUGUCCUACAUCGACUGCCUGCUCGACCCCCUAGUUUACUGCUUCUGUAACUCUGGGUUUAAAGAUGCUUACAUAGCCACCUUCUUUCCAACAUGUCUUCAGAAGAAACUCCUAAAAUCAGACUUUAAAUUAGGAGUUACAACAACAACAAUGACAACACCCACAACAUCUGGGACUAGAACCAUAAUUUUGCCCAUCAUUGAGAAAUGAUCAUCUUUUCUUAUAGAUGGUAAUAGAGAGAACCUCAGAAACAGAACCACACAGAUCCACUGGUACACCCACACAGGUGUUUUCAUUGUUAAGCUGAGAUUUGAUCUUUGAAAAUGUGCUGACACAGGAGGUAGUCUAAAAUGCAGCAGGUGCUCAUUUUUAAUCUGGGACUGCGUUUCCUCUGUUUGUGUUAUCUUCCAUUCCAAUGCACAAAUGGAAACUUUAGUGCACCGCCUUGUUGUAAUCUUGAUUAUAAAGUAAUUACAAUAAAAUCUGGUGUAUGUGACGCACGUUUUUUCAUCUGAAAAAUGGGUGUCUUAUGUAGCAGUGCAGCCCUCAAAAAUUCAGACAUACACCGUUAUGACCACAAGCAAAGAUGCCAAAUUCAAACACUGCACAAGACCUGAGAUGAUUCAAUUUGAAUCUUGACUCACAGGGUACAAUUCAGAUCACUUACAAUUCAUUAAAAAACAGAAGGAUUCAGUCUGAUCUGAUUCUGUUUGAUUCACUUGGAUUCAGUUUGAAUGUAAACUGAUGAAAUCCAAUAACUUUUUGCUUUGUAGUCUAAACCUGAUUACUUUUGUAGUCAGGUUUAGAGGAAGAGAGUUGAAUGCCUGUGUGGGUGUACAGAGCAUUGACAGGGAAAUGUUGUUACUGGCUUCAUAUUAGAGGCUUAUACCCGAUCUGAUGGUAAAUUCAGUAUGUUAAAUCAAUUGUAAAGGUAUAAAGACAAUGUGCCAGAUGUAAAUUUACUUCAGCUGCAAACUUUGAAUAGUAUCUACAAUGUAUAUAUGUAUUUUUUUAUCAUCAUUACUUGAAUAUAUUUUCAAUGUGGAUUUAUUCAAUCCAGGGUUGAACAAGAAGUUGUAUCAUUCCUUAUAUCAUCCUUCAGAUCACGUUUUCUUGCAUGCAGUAUGACAGCCAGUGCUACAACUUCUAACCUCACGGCAGUGUAAAAGGAGUCUAAUGAAUGUUGAAUGAUGACUGCUUGGUCUACAAAAUGUCAGAAAAUGGUUAGAACAGUUUGUGAGUGUGUCCCUGAUUUUGGUCAUAAUACACAUAAGUGGUAAACAUAUGAUGGAAUAAGGAAGUAUUGACUUUGAUUUUUUCUGUAAAUCUACCUUUAUGCCAGUGAUAAAAAUAAGUUUAACAGUAACUUGCUUACAGAUUAAUCAUUGCUACUUUGUGGUAUAGAACACACAUUCUUUAUAGGAACCUGCUUAAAACUUCUUUGUUACAUUUUUACCCUUACAAAUCAUGCAUUUUCACUCAGGAACCUCUGUGUUCGAUAUCUAAGUCAAUCUAAACCACAAGUAGUUUAUACAAUCUGUCCUCAUUUGGGUCAAGUCUCCGUGCAAAACAUGUGAACUCAGCAACUAUAUUCUCUGAACUCGUGUCUUUCUGUGGCUGCAUUUAUGCUGUCCCACCUACGGCUGAUGUGUCACUGAUUAUACAUGUUGGUAAAUCUUUUUCAGUCAGAGUAAACAAACCUGUUCACUCUCUGGUGUUUGAAGGAAGUUAAAAAUUAUGUUCAACAUCCACCAGAAAAAAACCUUAGUGGACUUCAGAAUCCUGGAAGGCUGUGUUCAACUUUCCUCCCUCAUACUGUAUACAAUGUUGUAAUGUUGACAAUUAAA
Messenger RNA from Cheilinus undulatus (humphead wrasse), 3041 nucleotides. Its product is annotated as 12-(S)-hydroxy-5,8,10,14-eicosatetraenoic acid receptor-like. Gene Ontology annotation, biological process: G protein-coupled receptor signaling pathway. The coding region runs from base 370 to 1404 and encodes 344 amino acids. The record is from RefSeq and is a predicted model, not a curated record. NCBI's taxonomy places the organism in Eukaryota, Metazoa, Chordata, Actinopteri, Labriformes, Labridae. Gene Ontology annotation, cellular component: membrane. Gene Ontology annotation, molecular function: G protein-coupled receptor activity. The transcript has 3 exons.